GGCUCAAGCACGGAGCUCCAAUGAAUCCAGAGGCUCUCCGUUGAUCCAACCAACAACAGCUUCCCUCUUCAUCGUCAUCGCUCCUCCUCCUCCUCCUUCAUCUCCCCAUCUUCAUCCCCUUGCUUAUCCCGCAACAAUCCCUCCCACUCUCUUCUGACAUACCCUUCAUCCUCCCCUCUCAAUCCUAUCUCCACCGGUGACAGCUCGUCUCGCGUUCCUUCUGUCUCCGCCAUGCCUGCCACCACGGCGGACGCCCUCUCCCUCGUUCAGCGCACCGUCACGGUCGCUCCUCUAGUCCUUCUCUCCGUCGCAGAUCACUACGGCCGCUCGGCCAAGGGUACCCGGAAACGUGUGGUUGGUGUGCUGCUGGGUGAGAACUCGGGUCAGAAUGUCCGGGUAUCGAACAGCUUUGCGGUGCCCUUCGAGGAAGAUGAGAAGGAUCCCUCUGUUUGGUUCCUAGAUCACAACUUUGUCGAGUCGAUGAGGGACAUGUUCAAGAAGAUCAAUGCUCGUGAGAAGCUGGUUGGGUGGUAUCACUCGGGCCCGAAGCUGCGGGCCUCGGAUUUGGAAAUCAACGAACUCUUCAAGCGCUACACACCGAACCCUCUGCUGGUGAUUGUGGAUGUCCAACCGAAGGAGGUUGGCGUUCCUACGGAUGCUUACUUUGCCGUGGAUGAGAUCAAGGAUGAUGGUACUACAACAUCAAAGACCUUCGUCCACACCCCCUCUAUAAUCGAAGCCGAGGAAGCAGAGGAAAUCGGAGUGGAGCACCUUCUCCGGGAUAUCAGGGAUGUCGCUGUCGGAACCCUCUCUACCCGCAUAACGUCGCAGCUUCAGUCGCUGCAGGGCCUGCACCUGCGUUUGCGCGACAUCGGCCAAUACCUGCAGAAGGUUCUUGACCACGAACUCCCCGUCAACCACGCCAUUCUGGGCAAUCUCCAGGACGUCUUCAACCUCCUCCCCAACCUUACCACACCAGCCGCCACGCCGCGUAUCAGUGGCGCCCCCGAACAGCCGUCGGAGAACAGCGAACUCGCACGGGCCAUGAGCAUCAAGACCAACGAUCAAUUAAUGGCGAUCUACUUGAGUAGCUUGAUCCGCGCCAUCACCGCAUUCCACGACUUGAUCGAGAACAAGAUCCAGAACCGGCAGCAACAAGAAGAGAAUGAGCUGAAGAGGGAGCAAGAGGCCAACGCGGCCAAGACUGAGAAGGAGGCCGCGAAGAAGGCCAACAGCACCGCCAAUGGAGAGCAGAAGGAGGGUCAAGACAAGGAGAAGGCCAAGAAGAGCCAGAAGGAGUAGACGGGUCAGGGACUCUAUGCGAUACGAUCAUCUAGAACAAUGCAGUCCAUCGAAUGUAUAUUACGGUAAUCUCUACGCGGCUGAUUGCGACUGGCCAG
Molecule: messenger RNA, 1400 nt
Organism: Aspergillus costaricaensis CBS 115574
Lineage: Eukaryota; Fungi; Ascomycota; Eurotiomycetes; Eurotiales; Aspergillaceae
Gene: rpn8
Product: proteasome regulatory particle lid subunit RPN8
Exons: 3
Coding region: 232-1302 (356 amino acids)
Biological process (GO): proteasome-mediated ubiquitin-dependent protein catabolic process
Cellular component (GO): proteasome complex; proteasome regulatory particle
Molecular function (GO): protein binding; metallopeptidase activity
Source: RefSeq, a predicted model, not a curated record